Molecule: messenger RNA, 1428 nt
Organism: Homarus americanus (American lobster)
Lineage: Eukaryota; Metazoa; Arthropoda; Malacostraca; Decapoda; Nephropidae
Exons: 1
Coding region: 1-1428 (475 amino acids)
Source: RefSeq, a predicted model, not a curated record
AUGACGCACGCCAGCCUACCCACGCUGUUGCUGCUCCGCCCACACUCCAUUGCUUCACGCAUCAGCACGCGCCCACGCGCUAUGUUUUCACGCACCAGCGCCGCCACGCUGUUCUCUGCAUCGCCACGCUUACGCUGCUGCACACCAGCACCACCCGCUGUGGCUACGCACGCAAGCCGCACCCACGCUGUUCUUCUGCACACCAGCUGCACCAUGCUGCACCAGCACCACCACGCUGUGCUGCACGCACUAACACCACCCACUGCUGUUAACUCACGCACUAACCCGCCCACGCAGGCUGCACUGCACCAGCACCGUGCGCGCUUUGCUUUCUGCACGCCAACACCACCACGCUUAUUCGCUUGCGCACGCAGCCACGCCCACGCUGUUGCUGCACUAACACCACCCACGCUGUUUCCAUCUCGCAACACGCCGCCCACACGCAAUUCUGCACCAGCACCACCACUCGUUCAGCACGCUCUGCACGCGCACUCGGCACCACCACGCUGUUGCUGCGCCGCGCAACGCCACCCGCACGCAGUGUUUUCACCGCACCAGCACCCACGCUUGGUAUACUCAACGCCACUCGUUAACACACUCAACACCGCCCACUUUUUGCACCAGCACCACCACGCUGUGCUGCACGUCAGCGCCACCCACGCGUGCUGCACGCACCAGCUUUGCCACGCUGCACACCAGCACCACCCACGCUUAUGCACAUCAGCACGCCACCCGCGUGCUGCACACCAGCACCACCCACGCUGCUGCACGCAUGCACCACCCAUGAUGCUGCGCACACCAGCACGCCACCCACGCAGUAACUGCACACGUCAGCACCACCCACGCUUGUAUGCACGCCAGCACGCCACCCACGCUUGUGCUGCGCACGCAACACCGCCACGCUUGUGCUGCACUGACGCCACCUGUUCCUCUGAGCUUGAGCUGUUGCGCGCCAGCCGCCACCAGCAGUGGCUACGCCGCAUAACCUGCCACCCGCGUUUUGCGCAGGCACGCCGCCACAUCGGUUGCUGCUCGCGCCAGCACCGCCCACGCUGGUGCUGCGCGCCCAGCACCGCCCGCAUGUUGCCAGCCUGCCACGCUGUUGCUGCACCAACACCACCCACGCGCUGUGCUGCACCAGCACCUCCCACGCAGUGUUCGCACACACCAACACCACCCACGCUGUGCUGCACGCAUACACCACCCACCCCUGUUCCACUCAUAUCGCCACGCAUCUGCACGCCAGCACCGCCACUUGUUUCCACUCACCAACGCCACCCACGCUGUGGCUGCGCAUCAACCCCGCCACGCGCGCGUGCAUUCUUUUCACCCACGCUUUCAGUGCUACGCAAUCGCCACCCACGCACCAUGGUUUCUGCAACCGCUGAACCUGCGCCUGACCACUCCGCUUUCGUUCUGCCGCACUGA